CUCGCAGGGCAGACGAGGAGCUUCUUCCCGCUCCAGGGGCCGCGGUCUGACCCUGCCCUUCCCAACACGCGGCCCCAGCGCGGGGCCUGCGGCACACGGAACUGUUUGAGUGCGGUGCCGUGUUUUCGGCCGGCGCGUGUUUAGAAGCGGCGCAGCGGCGGCCGGCAGAUCAUAAUUUUGGAGGAUUGCAGCACUGAGAUCUCUGGAGUCUGCUGUGUCUAGCCAUAAUGAGUUUGGUUGCUUAUGAAGAUUCAGACUCCGAGACAGAAGCUGAAAAGACUGAAGCCCCUGAUGCUUCUGGCAGACAAACAAACCAGCUGAGUUCUUCUGUGAGUUGUGUUCAGCACUUUGCACCUGGUAGUACAGAAUCUGCACAUGGGAUGCACCCUGCUGGCAGCGCUGGCAGGUCUGCCUGGAGCCGGGUUUGUGAAGAUCCCCCUGAGCAUUAUGCACGGAAUAGCAACACUGACUUGGCACCUCCCCAUUGUCAGAGGGUUUACUCUGGCCCUGCUGCAGUGUCUGUGGCUUACAGAAACUAUGAACAGGCUUCAAGCUCUUCAACAAAUUCUGGAAAUGGCUUUUCCCAGAAGAGGGCACACAACGACAGCACUCCUACCCUAAAAGGAAUUAGGCCAUAUAUCCCAAAACGACUGCGUCAAGAAAAUUCCAAUAAGCCUGAAAAAGAAGAAUCUGACCAGAGAGGUAGCUCAGAUUGUGAUGUUAAGGUAACUGGGCCUGGAGAGCAGGCUUUGAGAAAGACCUCUGAAUUAAUUAAGCCAUAUUUAGGAUCUAAAUAUAAAGUAACUGAAGUUCCCAAAAGCUUAAUAUUUUACAUGUCUAAACACAGCGGCCCCAUUAAUGAAAUCCAGUGGUGUCCUGUACUGGAACAAAGUCACUUGCUUCUCUCAGCUUCUAUGGACAGAACAGUCAAGGUUUGGGAUGCAGUAGAUACAGGCUGCUGUUUAAAAACCUUCUCCUGUCACUCCUGUGCCGUUCGAGCUGCCCGGUGGUCAUCCUGUGGAAGAAGGAUCCUCAGUGGGGGCUUUGAUUCCAUGCUGCAUUUAACAGAUGUGGAAACAGGGAAGCAGAUAUUUAGCAGCAAAACAGAAUUUAGGAUCAGUGCAUUGAAGUUCCACCCUACAGAGUCAAAUGUUUUCGUUUGUGGAGGAUUCAGCCCAGAAGUUAAAGCAUGGGAUUUAAGGACUUCUAAGGUGUUGAGAGUGUACAAAGCUGCAGUGCAACAGACUUUGGAUAUCCUCUUCCUCCCAGAAGGAAGAGAAUUUCUUACCAGCACAGACGCCGUGAGCCGGGACUCGGCCGAUCGCACCAUCGUUGCGUGGGACUUCCAGAGUGCUGCAAAAAUCUCCAAUCAGAUCUUUCAUGAGCGUUACACUUGCCCCAGUCUGAGCCUGCACCCAAGGGAGUCUGUGUUUGUUGCUCAGACCAACGGGAACUACCUGGCUCUGUUUUCUGCCCAGCGACCCUACAGAAUCAACAAAAAGAAAAGAUACGAAGGACACAAGGUGGAAGGAUUUGCAGUGGGCUGUGAAUUUUCUCCAGAUGGAACACUUUUGGUGACGGGAAGUUCAGAUGGCAAAGUGUUUUUCUACAACUAUCAUACUUCAAGGAUUAUUCGCACGCUGUCUGCACAUAAAGAAGCUUGUGUGAGUGCAACAUUUCACCCAGUCUUGCCAUCACUCCUUGCAACAUGUGAUUGGGCUGGAGAAAUCAAGAUCUGGCAAUAACAACCAGAGUUACUUUUUAGGAUGUCUCUCUCCUGUUAGUCUGUCAGAGGCUUAGGAAAUAAGCCAGAGUAUGGAAUGUGAAAUUCUGUUGGGAUGUGUUGUAAGCAGGAGAGAGACUGUUGUCUUUUCUUCUAUGACCUCUAUGUUUGUGCUUUCAUAAUGCAGUUAAGAUGGUUUUAUGGUUGGCUGUUGAGCAAAGAAAUGGUCCUACUCUCUCCCUCAACCCUGGAGACAAAUUUUUAACCCUUUUGUGUCAAUCUUGUGCUCAUCAAGUCCCAUUCUGCUUUGAGCAAGCACCUAAAUUUAAGAAAAUUAUUGUUCUUUUGAUGCAUCUUUUCAAUGCAGCUUUCUUAGACCAGAGUUUAUCACAGAAUCAUAGAAUCAUUUAGGUUGGAAAAGAACUUUAAAAUCACUGAGUCCAAGCUUUAACCCAGUAGAGCCAAGGCCACCACUCAACCACGUCCCACAGUGCCACAUCUGCAAAUCUUUUAAAUACCUACCUCUAAGGAUGGUGAUUCCACCACUUCCCUGGGCAUCCUGUUCCAAUGCCUGACAACCCUUUGGCUGAAGAAGUUUCUUCUAUUAUCCAAUCUAAACUUCUUCUGUCAGGAGGAGACUGUUUCCUCUUUUCCUCACCAAAAGUUGAGGACACACUAUUUAACAAAUGAUGAUAUUCAGAUCAGUGAAUACCUAUUCCAUCUUCCUGAAAUGUUUUUUCCCACUUUUUUGAACUGGUUUAGCUCCCUGACCUGAUCAAUGUAGGGUUAGAGAAGUAAUAUUGUGGUUCAAGGCAAAACAGCUUCCAUGCACAAGAAGGGGGAAGGUCACAGGGCAGGUGGGACUGCUUCUUCUGAAAAUGGAAGGUCUAUUAUCAGUUCAGUUUACUGUAAAUGCCUUCUGAGAGUUCCAGGGAAAGGUGUGACAGAUGGCUUGAACCUAAUUUUGAAGUCAAUACACGUGUGGUUUUGAAAUCCUGGUGUUUAAACUUGAGUUUUAAACUUUUAUUACUGUGUAAAAAGAGAAAGAAACUAUGUAUAAAUACUUUUAAGGAAGAAAUAAACAUUUUUUAAAAAUACA
This is a messenger RNA of Zonotrichia albicollis (white-throated sparrow), 2822 nucleotides long. RefSeq names its product WD repeat domain 25 (gene WDR25). Gene Ontology annotation, molecular function: protein binding. NCBI's taxonomy places the organism in Eukaryota, Metazoa, Chordata, Aves, Passeriformes, Passerellidae. The record is from RefSeq and is a predicted model, not a curated record.